AGACGCCAUUGCUUGGCCGGGACACGACCGUCGACCAGCCGCUCCGUGCGUCCGUCCGUCGUCCUCUACCUGCUGGCAAGGAAAGGCAGGCCCCGAUCCAAGGCCAUGGGGAAGCACGACCACCACCACCACCACCACCACCACCACGACGUGGAGGCGUGCUACCCGCCCGACGGGUACAUGAUCGAGAGCCCGGAGCUGCGCUGGGCCUUCAUCCGCAAGGUGUACGUCAUCGUCUCCAUCCAGAUGCUCGUCACCGUGGCCGUAGCCGCCGCCAUGAACGUCACCGACUGCGUCCGCAACUUCUUCCUCUCCCGCACCCCCGCCGCCCUCGUCGCCUUCAUCAUCAUCCUCAUCUCCCCCCUCCUCGUGAUGUUGCCGAUGGUCUACUUCCGGCAGAAGCACCCGGUGAACCUGGUGUUCCUGGGCAUCUUCACCGUGUGCGUCAGCCUGUCGGUGGGGCUGGGGUGCCUCACCAAGCACGGGCCCAUCAUCUUCGAGGCGGCGGGCAUGACGCUCGUCGUCGUGGUCUCGCUCACCGCCUACACCUUCUGGGCGGGCAGGCGCGGCCACGACUUCGAGUUCCUGGGGCCCUUCCUCUUCGCCGCCUGCGUCAUCCUCAUGCUCUACGCCAUCGUCAUCAUCCUCUUCCCCAUGGGCAAGACGGCCGUGCUCGUCUACGGCUGCAUAGCCGCGCUCAUCUUCUCCGCCUUCAUCAUCUACGACACCGACAACCUCAUCAAGCGCUACACCUACGACGAGUACGUCGCCGCCUCCAUCACCCUCUACCUCGACAUCAUCAACCUCUUCAGGGCCAUACUCAUGGCCCUCGAUGCCGCCGACUGAUUUUGAUCGGAGAAAACCAGCCAAACCUAACAUGCUGAUUCAUUCGCCUCUGCCUGCCUGGCACAUGUAUGUAUGCUAAACUAGAUACCGUAUGUAGAUUACCAUGGAUGUAAAGUUAUUACGUGCUCUCAACAUGAGUCAACUGUUAUCGGACAUCAACAGAAAUGUAGUAUUGCCAAUCCAAUCAACAUUUUUCGUCGCGACGAACAUAUGGAAUGAUCAUCGACAAGCCAAGGCAAGCGUCAUCAACACCAAACUCUCAAGGGAAAAGGGAUAUGGAUAUGAAUUUUCUCAGCAAGGAACAUUUGUUUCUUUUGUCAAACAAGCCCACACGCAGAAAUUGCAGCCUACAGGAGGCUAACUGGGCUCUUAAAUACCUCAUGUGUAAAAUAGGGGCACAAAGUUGCCAGCAUCAACCACAACAGUUAAAUGUUUACA
This is a messenger RNA of Aegilops tauschii subsp. strangulata, 1284 nucleotides long. Its product is annotated as protein LIFEGUARD 2-like. The record is from RefSeq and is a predicted model, not a curated record. Lineage: Eukaryota; Viridiplantae; Streptophyta; Magnoliopsida; Poales; Poaceae. Gene Ontology annotation, cellular component: membrane.